UUGGUCAAUCUGUUGAUGGUUAUUGAUCGGGUCAGUCGGUGGUUUGGGGCCGUUACAGUCUCAUCAGACGGUGGAAACACUUCCGGUGGUCCAGGUGGUCCCAGGUGGUCCCAGGUGGUCCAGGUGGUCCCAGGUGGUCCAGGUGGUCCAGGCGGUCCCAGGUGGUCCAGGUGGUCCCAGGUAGUCCAGGUGGUCCCAGGUGGUCCAGGUGGUCCAGGUGGUCCAGGUGGUCCCAGGUGGUCCAGGCGGUCCCAGGUGGUCAAGGUAGCCCAGGCGGUCCAGGUGGUCCAGGUGGUCCAGGUGGUCCAGGCGGUCCAGGCGGUCCAGGCGGUCCAGGUGGUCCCAGGUGGUCCAGGUGGUCCCAGGUGGUCCAGGCGGUCCCAGGUGGUCCAGGUAGCCCAGGCGGUCCAGGCGGUCCAGGCGGUCCAGGUGGUCCAGGUGGAGGAGAUGGCGGAGGAGCAGACGGUUUCUCUGGUGGACGUUCUGGAGGAAGACGAGGAGUUGGAGGAAGAAGCUUCGGCCGUGCUGGCAGGAAGUGACUCUGAUCACUGCUCCUACCCUCAGGGCUACGUGCGGCGCCAGGCGGUGUACUCCUGCAGCACCUGCAGCCCUCAGGGAGGCGAGGCGGCCGGAGUCUGUCUGGCCUGUUCAUACAAGUGUCACGAAGGUCACGAGCUCUUUGAACUCUACACCAAGAGGAAUUUCCGCUGUGACUGUGGAAACAAGAAGUUCUCCCAGCAGCAGUGUAAACUGUUUCCUGAGAAGGACGACGUCAACACUCUGAACAAAUACAGUCAGAACUUCUUUGGACUUUACUGCACCUGCAGCCGGCCGUACCCCGACCCCGAAGACCAGGUGGAGGACGAGAUGAUCCAGUGUGUGGUGUGUGAGGACUGGCUGCACGGCAGGCACCUGGGCUGUGUGACUCCAGACUGUGUGGAGCUGCAGGAGAUGAUCUGUGAGUCCUGUAUGAACAAACACUCCUUCCUCUGGACCUACGCCGCCCACCUGGCAGUUUCAGGUGCAGCAGUUCAGGUGAAGCAGGAAACAGAAGGUGAAGAGUCAAAUACCAACAAAGAAGAAAAGGCUGAUGAUGUCAUCGAGCCCAGCUGUAAGCGGAGCCGCGAGGAGGCGGAGCCAAGCUGCAGACUGAAGGAGCUCCAGGCGAUUGGACGGAAGAGGGACCAAUCAGGAGCCGUGUUCUGGCCGUCAGCGUGGCGCUCCAAACUCUGCUCCUGCAACACCUGCAAGGAGCGCCUGGCGGACGGCGGCGUGUCCUUCCUGUUGGACGAGUCCGACACCGUCCUCGCCUACGAGAACGAAGGAAAGAGUAACGAACAGAACCGACAAGGCCACGACCCUCUGAUGUCAGCGCUCGACAACCUGAACCGCGUGCAGCAGCUCGAGAUCAUCCACGGAUACAACGACAUGAAAACAGAAUUGAAGGACUUCCUGCAGAGAUUUGCAGCAGAAGGACACGUCGUGACUCCUGAUGACAUCCGGCGGUUCUUCGAGCAGCAGCAGAGUCGUAAGAGGCGACGAGACGACGCCGGACGUUUCUACAGUACUUGAUGACCUUUGACCUUUCUUGAACUCCGUCUUUUAUCUCAUUCUGUGUUAAAGUGUCGUCCACACCAACAAUGAUAACUAAACUAAACAUUUAUGGGUUCAGAAAUCAUUGUAACUCCAGUGUAUUCUGGACUUUAAACCAAAUUCAAGACUGUGGAUCACCCAUAUAAAAUCUAUGAGAACCAAUAAAUCUUCCGAGUCACUCAGAACGUCAAUCUUGGUGUCAAAAUCUACAUUUUCUGGGUCAAAGAAUCAUUUAAACCUGUUGAGAAUAUCACUAGAUGAUUAUUUGAUCUAAUAUUUUCAUUUUCAACAUGUAUUUACGUCAUUUACAACUCAGUUCCUAAGUGAUCAGACACACAGUCAUGGAAAAAAUGAUUAGACCACCUUGUUUUCUUCAGUUUUUAGACAUAUCUAGACAUUUUCCAUGAUCUUCUUGAUAAUGAUUUUGGUCAUAUACAGUGCAUGAAGUCUGAAAAAUGAAUAACAUGCAUACAUUUAAUUGAACUUUAUUAGCUUCACUCGUAUUAUUUGUUACAUUUACAACUAAAAUGAACAUAUUUAUUUGAUCAAAUAAUCAUCUAGUGAUAUUCUCAAUAUAGUCCGGCAGCUUAGGACCAGAUUUAAGAAGAAAGCGGACACGUCGGACAAAAGCACCACAUUUUUUCCACAUGCUCUGCAUCACUAUAGGUUUAAUUUCAUCUAGAUUGUGGAUCGGAGAUGGCAGCCAUAUAAAAUCUAUGAGAACCAAUAUAUCUUCCAAGCCACUCACAAGGUCAAUCUGGGUGUCACACUCAUAUCAGAUAUUUUUGUUGUUAUCAUUAUAUUUGUCCAAACAAUUGUACCUUUAGUUGUACCAGACAUUAAAAUGCAUUGAAAAAAACAAGUUAUUGACCCUAAAAGACACAAAAUGACCAAAAAAGACGUAUAAUAACCAAUAAAAAACAAAAUGACCAAAAAAGACUAAUAACCAGCCAUAUAAAAUCUAUGAGAACCAGUUUAUUAUAUCGUAAAAGCUGCUUUAUAAAUGUUGUAUCUGCUGUUGAGGGGAGUUAUCGUUGGUGUGGACAGCCCUUUAGUUUGUAUCUUCACUUUAUUUUUAAUAAAAGUUAAUGAGCUGAACAACA
Messenger RNA from Centropristis striata (black sea bass), 2696 nucleotides. RefSeq names its product ubiquitin protein ligase E3 component n-recognin 7 (gene ubr7). Gene Ontology annotation, molecular function: zinc ion binding; ubiquitin protein ligase activity. The transcript is spliced from 14 exons. The record is from RefSeq and is a predicted model, not a curated record. Gene Ontology annotation, cellular component: cytoplasm. Bases 16 to 1572 code for a protein of 518 amino acids. NCBI's taxonomy places the organism in Eukaryota, Metazoa, Chordata, Actinopteri, Perciformes, Serranidae.